Messenger RNA from Chelonus insularis, 2155 nucleotides. Its product is annotated as dipeptidase 1-like. NCBI's taxonomy places the organism in Eukaryota, Metazoa, Arthropoda, Insecta, Hymenoptera, Braconidae. Gene Ontology annotation, molecular function: metallodipeptidase activity. The transcript is spliced from 8 exons. The record is from RefSeq and is a predicted model, not a curated record. Gene Ontology annotation, biological process: proteolysis. Bases 288 to 1763 code for a protein of 491 amino acids.
CUGAAAUUUCACUCUAACCUAAUUAAUUUUGCGAAAUAAUAUCAUCUGAUGAUUGCUGUCAAUAUUUAAUCAUAAUUUAAAAAAAAAAAAAGAAAAAUAAAUCAUUGAAUCAAUUAAAAAUGAAUGCAACAUCCAUAUAAAGUUAUAGAAGCGCGUGCGUAUUGAAUGUGCAGAAUCAUAAAUGCCAUCUCAGUUAUCUCAGCAGACUCUUAAAUAAUUAAAGAUUUCAAUGAAAAAUUAUAUAUAAUUAUAUAUUAUUGUUAUUCACAUUAAAAUUACUGAACAAGAUGUUUGAAUUAUAUGGAGUAAGCAAACAUGGCAUGGUCUAUCAUUCUCCACCAACAAGCCGGAAGGAACUUAAUAUUCUUGAAACAUGUCAUCAAAUAUCAUCCCCCGAAUUAAUUCAAAAAAUGCCAAAUGGAGAUGUUAUGCAUCAUGUGAGAAAUCAUUCAACAGUAUCAACUUAUUCUAGUAAAUCCAAAGACUCAUCUAAAAGUAUAGAACAAAGUACUGCAAAACGUUGGCUUGUUAUCUGUGGAGUAUUUUUAUUAGGCUGUGCAUUGAUAACUGGAGUAGGAUUGCCACUUGCUUUAGAGCUCCGUAGCUCACAUCUAUUAGAAGCAAGGCUUGAAGUUGUUCGAAGAAUAUUAUCAGAAACUCCACUGGUAGAUGGGCACAAUGACUUUGCUUGGAAUUUAAGAAAACAUCAUGGUUCUCGUUUGAGUGAUUUGCCUUUCGAUGUUGAUUUAUCUCUAAACUCCAGUUUUAACCAAUACUGGCAAACAGACUUAGUACGACUUUAUCGAGGAAAUAUGGGUGCACAAUUUUGGUCAGUGUACGUACCCUGUGAAUCUCAAUUUUUAGAUGCUGUACAAUUAACUCUAGAGCAAAUAGAUGUUGUGAGAAGAUUAACUGCCAAGUAUCCCUCAAGAAUGAGGCUAGUUACGUCUAGUGAAGAAUUGGAGCAAGCACACAAAGAUGGAGUACUGGCAAGCUUAGUAGGAAUUGAAGGAGGACAUAGUAUAGGUGCUUCAAUGGCUGUAUUACGUAGCUUUCAUUUGCUUGGAGCACGAUAUAUGACACUCACUCACAAAUGUAAUACACCAUGGGCUGAUUCUUCAUCUGUCGAAGAUCCCAAUAAAGAUGCUCCACUGGAUUAUCAUAGUGAUGGUCUUUCAGUUUUUGGAAAGUCCGUUGUUAAAGAAUUAAAUAGAUUAGGAAUGUUGAUAGAUCUUUCUCAUGUUUCUAUUCGUACAAUGAGAGAUACAUUAGCUAUUUCAAAAGCUCCAGUAAUAUUUUCACAUAGUGCAGCUCGAGCUAUUUGUAAUUCAUCAAACAAUGUGCCGGAUGACAUUUUAAGAAAACUGUCAUUUAAUGGUGGUCUAGUUAUGAUCAGCUUUGAUAGUUAUGAUCUAAGCUGCAAAGAUACAGCAUCUAUGCAUGAUAUUAUAGCACAUAUCAAUCAUAUUAGAAAAGUCGCUGGAGUUAAUCAUGUUGGACUUGGUGCUGGAUAUGAUGGUAUAUUGAGUCCACCAACGGAACUUCCUGAUGUCUCUGGAUAUCCUUUAUUGUUAGCAGAACUUACGAGAGAUCGUCAGUGGUCUGCGUUAGAUAUAAAAAGACUUGUUGGAGGAAAUAUCAUCAGAAUAAUGAAAGAAGUAGAAAAUUAUGCUGCUGCAUUAACCAAUCAGACUCCAAACGAAGAAUGGAUUUCUCAGGAAUUAAUUGAGGACACUUCAUAUUGUCGUUAUCAUGAUGAAUAAGUCUAUUAUAAUUUUUUCACAAUUUAAUUUAAUAAGAUGUGUAAAAAAAGAAAAUCCAUAAAAAAAAUGAUGAAUUUAUUGCUGCACUGAGAAAAGAAUGAAUUUUAUCGAUUAAUUUUUUUUUUUUAUUAUUUUAAAUAACAAUCAGGACUGGAUCUAUGGAAAUAUCACCAAGUCAAUUCCAAAAAAAUAAUUUAUUAUAAUUAUUUGAAAUUUUGAUUUUAUUAAUAGAAAAAAAUAUCACUUGUUCACAGUUAAUUGUUAUCUCAGUGUAUUUAUUCAUCUAUGAAUGUGUUUUAAUCUGGUUGGCGAUUACUGAACGUACAAAGUUUGUUAAAUUACUUAUUUAUCACAAAUAUUAUUAUUACUUAAUUAUUAUUUUAUAUAUUUAC